GGGUGUGUGUUCGUGUGUGUACAAGCUACGUCCACGUUCCUCAGCAUCCGUGGUUCAUAAAAGACAUGUCCUAACAUUUGCCAUGUAAAUACGUGAACAAUACAACAACAAACACUUCUUUGAUUGAGCAACGCCGAACUGGCUCCGGGCUGACAGAAUCCCACAUUUGUGGGGCUAAUAAAAGCUCAUCAUGGCUUUCAGAAGAAGACCAGGGACCAGAAGUGUUGUUGCAGAGCUCAAUCCACCUGCCUUUAGCACUGUGCCUGAGGGAAGAGAAAAACUCUCUGGAGAUGGAGAUGAUCCAGUUCUUGAGGAAGCCGAGCAUGACAAGCUGGAUUGCCAAACACCCUCACCUACCCCAGCUCGAUACUCUCUAAGCGAUGAAUCUGGGGACGACUCCAUACGAGGAGAAAGCCCUCUUCAGCCGGACAGCAUGGAGGAGGACUCGCUGUCUGAAUAUGAUAAUGUAGGAUCUGGGGACGAGGAAGAAGAGGUGGAGCGAGACUAUGAGGAAGAUGAGGAACUGCAAACCGAAGCAGACAGGAUGACUUACUACGUCCACUGUUGUCCCGAGGAUGAAAGUUACAUGGAAGGAUUGGACUGUCAUGAAGGGGCAGAUGGUGCAGAGUGUCUGAGCACAUCUCGGGACGUCGGGGAGAGUUGCAAACCAAAGGAAGCUUGGGAACACUCAGACACAGGCUUAUGCAAGGGCCAGCAAAAAGAUGCAGCUACGAUGGUUUAUAAACAGCCAGAACCUAUCACUGAAACAACCUUCGUACAAGCCCCGAUGGCUGAGGAUGAGGAGGAUGAAGAAGAAACAGAGGAAGACGUGGAGGAAGAGGACAGCGAAGAAGAAGACAAUGGUGGCUUCUUCCAUUACGAAGGGAAUGAAGCAGAGCUGAACAACAAUGAAAUCCCACAUAUAGACAAUUGUUCUGAUGUCUGUCCUAGAGAUGGCAGAAGUCCUCCUCAAGAGUUCAGUCGUGUUAAAGUGGGUCAAGAAAGUAGAAGGAGCCAGGAUAAUCAAAAAUACUCAAGAGAUAUUCCUCUAGGGUCAAAUUGUACACAGAGAGAUCGAAUGGAAAGGGUUCGGGAUGAGAAUGCUAGUGACUGUCCAAAAGUUUCUGAUGCCCUGGUGGCCAAAGAAUCUAGGAAAGACUCUAGACAAAAUUUCAAGUAUAGAGGACAUCAUUUGGAGACAGCAAACAACAGAGAAACUGCUUACCAGGGCCACAGCGGGGUCACCAAUAAAGGUAAAUCUGCAGAGACAGAGGACAAAGGCACUUGGAAAAAGAGACACUUGCUAAAAUACUCUAUAGAGAAUGGCAGGGGCGGAGAUGAGAACAAUUCUCACAAGCGAAGUAAAAGUCCUGAAAUUUGCAAAAACAGAGCACAGGACCAUCCCAUUUGUAGUCACAAAUCAAAGGGUGGAAAAGAAAGGAAAAGUUCUGGGAAUGUUGAGAAAGCACGGAUUGAGAAUGAGGUUAAGACGAAACUCAUUAUUGCUCCAAACAACUCAGGGAGGACCAAAGUUGUACCUGAUCAGGCAAAAAACAUAAAAGGGGCCCCUGAGAGCCCCAGAGCCUCUUCAGAAUCAUCACGCAAGAGAAACAGUAAACCCAAAGCCCAUGCUUAUACACCUGUACAGUCCCCAGCCAAACAGGUAAACAAAGACUCGGCCAAACCUGUCGAAGAAGAGAAGACAAGGCCUAAUGAGGAACAGGUUUCGCAGAUUACCUCACAGGACAGUAGUCCCGGACCACCAUCUGGACAAAAUAGACCGCAGACCCAGAGAAACCCCUCUUUCCCAAGCUUUGUGGAUAUUCCUGGUCCAUGUGAGCCAGAAGAUCUUAUUAAUGGAAUCAUAUUUGCUGCAAACUACCUCGGCUCUACCCAGCUUCUGUCCGACAGAAACCCAUCUAAAAGCGUACGCAUGAAGCAGGCGCAGGAAGCUGUGGACUGCGUUAAGGCUGUAGAGGUUGAAACGCAGAGCUUGACAGAAAUUGACUUGUUCAUCUCGACUAAAGCCAUCAAGGUGCUCAACGCUGACACACAGGAGACGAUGAUGGACAACGCUCUCCGCACCAUCUCCUACAUCGCAGACAUCGGUAAUGUGGUGGUUCUGAUGGCUCGCAGACGUCUGUCCAACUCCUCGCUCGACUGCACUGAAUCAGGCCUCAACAGUGAUGCAAACCGCAAGCAGUACCGCAUGAUCUGCUACGUCUUUGAGUCUGAGGAUGCGCAGCUCAUCGCUCAGUCCAUCGGUCAGGCGUUCAGCAUGGCCUACCAGGAGUUCCUGAGAGCCAACGGCAUCAACCCCAAAGACCUGAGCCAGAAAGACUACAGCGACAUCCUCAACACACAGGAGAUGUACAACGACGACCUUGUCCACUUCUCCAACUCAGACAACUGUAAACAGCUUCAGCUGGAGAAGCAGAAGGGGGAGAUUUUGGGUGUGGUGAUCGUAGAGUCGGGCUGGGGCUCCAUCCUGCCCACCGUCAUCCUGGCCUGCAUGCUAAACAACGGCCCCGCUGCCCGCUCCGGAAAGCUGAAUGUGGGUGAUCAGAUCAUGGCCGUCAACGACACCAGUCUGGUGGGCCUGCCGCUCGCCGCCUGCCAGGGCAUCAUCAAGGCCCUGAAGAAUCACGUUCAGGUGAAAUUGAGUGUAGUAAGUUGUCCACCUGUUACGACCGUCCUCAUAAAGAGACCAGAUCUGCAAUACCAGCUCGGUUUCAGCGUUCAGAAUGGCAUAAUCUGCAGUCUGAUGCGUGGAGGGAUUGCGGAGAGAGGAGGAGUUCGCGUCGGCCACAGAAUAAUUGAGAUAAAUGGACAGAGUGUGGUUGCAAUGGCGCAUGAGAAAAUCGUCCACGCCCUUUCAGUAUCUGUAGGAGAGAUUAACAUGAAAACUAUGCCCGCCGUCAUGUUCAGAUUGUUAACUGGACAAGAGACUCCCGUGUACAUAUGAGGACUCAAAAAUGGGACUUUUUCAUGCAACUUAAAAAAUGUUUACAGCUUCUUCUGGGGGUAAAAAUAAACAAGCUAAAAGUCUUGCUUCAUGUGGCUUUAGACUGCAUGUAAUUCGCAGAAUUAUUAGAACAAAUGAGUGCUUGUUAAUGCAAUUAACGCAGUCUUUAAUUCUAGACGUUUUAGUUUAUAUACAUUAUAUGUCAAAUACCAUUAUAAGUUCUUCAGCAAUAAUUCUUUCAUUAUAAAAUAUCAUGUAACGACACUUAUGCUGAUGUUAGUUACUGAUGAUCUUAUUGUUCAAGUAGGGCAUUAUUAAUACAUUUUUUUAAGAACAAUACUCAUUUCACAAACGCAAAGGUUAAUAAAUGGUCUGUAGCAUGCUAAAACCCAAAGAUAACUGUUAUUUGCUCAGUAGGCUGUAUUUUUAGCUCUUCAGUGUGUAUUCCUGUGAUCAAUGGAUACUGUACACUGUGAAUGAACCAUUACUGUAGGUUACUAGUUCAGCAUGUUGGAUUCCAAGACUAAAAAUAUACUGAUCGGAA
This is a messenger RNA of Danio aesculapii, 3509 nucleotides long. It is a transcript of the gene apba2a, whose product is annotated as amyloid beta (A4) precursor protein-binding, family A, member 2a. The record is from RefSeq and is a predicted model, not a curated record. Gene Ontology annotation, biological process: chemical synaptic transmission. Lineage: Eukaryota; Metazoa; Chordata; Actinopteri; Cypriniformes; Danionidae. Gene Ontology annotation, molecular function: protein binding; amyloid-beta binding. Gene Ontology annotation, cellular component: dendritic spine; cytoplasm; plasma membrane. Bases 191 to 2965 code for a protein of 924 amino acids. The transcript has 12 exons.